AUGACAUGCACAUUAAGGAGGCGCAUGUUUGGCUUCUAUCGGUUCAUGGUGAAUUCUACCGAAGAGGCCAGAGUGAACACUACAAUAGAACACAGCGUUCAGAUCCCGUCCUCGGCUCUUAAGAAAAGCAGAGGGAACUCAACUGAUGAGGACGUCCUGCUGCUGACCACUGUCAUCAGCAGCAGCUUUUUUAAGAACAUUACCUCUAGGAACCUACGAAGGAAAAGAAGCCAACCACUUUCUAAACAGCCAGUCAAGAUCAAAGGCACCGUUUUAAGGGACCAAGUCCUGGUUGUGAAGGCAGGAAACACCCCAGUCAAAAACCUCACCGAACCCAUCAGGUUAAUCUUCAACCGCAAACAAACGGUGGGAAACGGAACCUGUGUGUUCUGGCAGGAUCCAGAGAGUGGCAACAAAACAGGUCGAUGGAGCACAGAGGGCUGUGAAACUAGUAGCACUGCUAAUGAAUUUCAUUGCCGUUGCAAUCACCUGAGCUUCUUUGCUGUGCUUGUGAACCCCAACAUAUCCAUAGAUAAAAAGGAUGCCAAAAGUCUGGAGUAUAUCACCUACGUUGGAUCGGCGGUGUCUGCCCUCUUUCUAUUCAUCAGCUUGUUCAUCUACAUUGGCCUGCAUCGCCGACGUCCCGAGAAGGCCAUUCGCAUGCACAUACAGCUAUCCGUGGCACUGCUUUGCCUCCAUCUGGGAUUCCUCUUCUGCAGUUUCUGGCUAUUGCUGCUGAAGGAGGUGGAAGUCGGCUGGGUUUGCAAAAGCCUGGGCCUCUUUUUACACUGGUCCCUGCUUGCCACCUUCACCUGGAUAGCUCUGGAGGGGUUCCACCUCUACCUCCUUCUCGUCCGCGUCUUUAACAUCUACGUCCAGAGAUACCUGCUCAAGCUCAGCGUGGUGGGAUGGGGCCUUCCUACAUUGGCUGUAGCAGCGUGUGGGAUUUGUGGCGUUUAUGGCAAAUCCAGUCUGGUGAUCAGAGAUUCCCAGAACAACACGUCCACGUCACAAAUCUGUUGGUUGAGCAGCGAUUUCCCGCAGAGGCACAUAGUCAGCUACAGCACUGUGGCCUUUCUCUGUCUCGUGAUCCUGUGUAAUUCCUGCAUGCUGGGGCUGGUGGUGUUCAAGCUGUGGCGGAUAAGGGUCGGUCAGGGUGGUUACGAAAGCAGCAGCGACUGGAAGAAGAUGACAAAGGAGGCCGGGCCUCGGAUAUGGAAGGAUUGCGUCACAGUGCUGGGCCUCAGCUGCGUGCUGGGCUUACCGUGGGGGCUUGCCAGCACCACAUACGUUUCUACACUCGGGAUCUACAUCUUCACAAUAUUCAACUCCCUGCAGGGCUUGUUUACGUUCCUGUGGGCUUUGGCUUUGUCCUGCAAGUCUCGAACAGACGGAAACUCAUCUGUCAAAGACCCUUCCUCUCAGAAAAUGAUGACCACCAGUUUCAACAACUGACAUUUGCAGGACAGAUGACAAAUGCAUAUCAUUCAUUACCUAUAUUAGAUGCUGAUUGACUUUUAGACUCCAGUUGUAUGCAGCUGAACAUAUAACAACAAGUCCUAUAGAUUUUUUACUUUUGGGGAAGAAAAACAAAUGAUUACUUUUUUAGGAAUCCUUUUUAUUGAGACGCCCUGUGGAAGCAGAAUAAAGACAAUCACAAUGUCAGUUUAUACAUUUUUAAGACUUUAUACGCUCUAUUAAGAUGCUGAAAUUAAACAAAAAGAGUCCAAUAUAUGCUUUUAAUUUGUCCAUUGUUUUUCAUCUUUGUUCCCUGGUAUAAGAAUAUAUGUUGUAAGAAACUAAAAAAUACCUUUAAAUCCAUACACCAGAAAUGUAUAUAUUCACUUUCUAUACCAGCAUUGCCAUGAUCAGUAUUAUGACAGGAACUGGAUCCUUUUCAAGAUUAGAUCCCUUGCACAAGUGGAUAUGUUUUUUAUUUCAAGGAGAGUCUUUUUUACUGUAAAAUUUUGGAUGUUUUCAACGAACCCUCAUUGGUUGCUCAGGAGAAAGAAAAAGAGCGGUCAUCUGUCAACCAGAAAGCCAAUGAAUCAUCUCUGAGCUUCUUUGUAAAACACCCUUUACACAAGACACUGAAUGUCGCGUUGCCUACAGUGUUUCAAUGGGUUUUUAAUGCUUAGAACAAAGCAAUGUUGCAUAUGUUGUAAAAGCACUUUGAGUGGUCAGCUAAACCAUAUAAGUAUAGUCAAUUUCUCAUUAUAUAUACAUUUUAUUUAUUUCUCUAUGUUCGUUAAAGUUUCGAUUUAGCUAAAUCAGCUUUAAAUAUUUUAUUAAAAGCUUAGGAGAGAUAUUUGGACCAGCCUGGUUUAUCUUCUUUAAAGUUUUUUAUUUUAUGUUGACUUAUUCAUGUUGGGUUAUUUUUAGCAUAUUCAAAUAAAAGAAUUACCACAAAA
This is a messenger RNA of Menidia menidia (Atlantic silverside), 2411 nucleotides long. The record is from the annotation of a GenBank genome assembly. NCBI's taxonomy places the organism in Eukaryota, Metazoa, Chordata, Actinopteri, Atheriniformes, Atherinopsidae.